AUGUCCGCGCCGGCUGCGGGGCGGCGGGGACGGCUGCUAGGCUCGGCGAUCCCGCCUGGUGGCCGGCGCCCAGGCGCGGAGGCUCCUGCCGGCCCGAGGCUGGAGCUCGGCGGCUCUGCCCUCCGCCGCGCCCCGGCCGGAGCUCUCGGCGAGACGUGCGGAGAGCCCGGAGGGCGGCCCCGGCUCCGGGGGCGCGGCGCCUACUCGGACGCCCGGCGCGCGCCGACCGCCCGGGCCGGAGAAGCGGCGGCCGCCACCGCGCCCGCCCCAGUACCUCGGCCGCGCCGCCGCCGCCGCCCGCGUCGGCCGCUUGCUGGCCGAACCCGCCGCCCUCGGCUUCCCGGGCUCGGCGUCCGGAGAGCCGCUCCUGCCUGCGCCGAGCAGGAGCUGCGGGGGCAGCGCGAGCCGGGGACGAGCGCGGCGGAGGCGGAGGCGGAGACGCGGCGAGGGGGGCCGAGCGCUACCCCGUGGCCGCGACUGGAGAGCAGCCUGCGCGCGGGGAGGGGGGGCGGCGGCGGCGGCCCCGAGCCAGGCCCGGGAGCGAGCCCCGCGGAAACGCGAGCCGUUUGCGCGGCCGCGGGCGCCCAGCGUCUCCGGGACCCGCCGGAGGGCAGCAGUGGCAACCUGGAACCUUAG
Rangifer tarandus platyrhynchus (Svalbard reindeer) is the source of this 636-nucleotide messenger RNA. Lineage: Eukaryota; Metazoa; Chordata; Mammalia; Artiodactyla; Cervidae. The record is from the annotation of a GenBank genome assembly.